Molecule: messenger RNA, 1179 nt
Organism: Penaeus indicus
Lineage: Eukaryota; Metazoa; Arthropoda; Malacostraca; Decapoda; Penaeidae
Product: D-aminoacyl-tRNA deacylase 2-like
Exons: 3
Coding region: 134-610 (158 amino acids)
Biological process (GO): tRNA metabolic process
Cellular component (GO): cytoplasm
Molecular function (GO): D-tyrosyl-tRNA(Tyr) deacylase activity
Source: RefSeq, a predicted model, not a curated record
AGAAUUUUCUGUGGACUCGAACGCCGAAAGAAAACCUGCCAGUGUUUGUAAACAAAAACACGCUUGAAUUGCAUCGGCAGACGAACGGCCUGCUGUUUUCGACAAUUACGCAAAAGAGCUACAGCACAUAAUCAUGAGUGAAGUGAUGGGACGUUUAGUGAUUCAGCAAUGCCUGAGUGCAUCUCUCAAACUCCCAGGAGCUGAUGGGAAGGACCCAGAACUAGUUGAUAUUGGCCGUGGGAUGGUAGUAUUUGUGUGUUUCUUGGAUAAAGCCUCAGAGGAGACAGUGGAGAAACUUAUCAAGCACAUCACCAACAUCAGGUUGUGUGAGGAUGACUCAGGCCGUAGAGUAGAUAUCUGUGAUAUCCAGGGUGACAUCCUCAUCAUUCCCCAGGCCACGCUUGGGGGUAAGCUUAAGGGCAAAGCCAUGCAGUAUCACAUGAAUGUGGACAAGACGCUGGGUGAAGCACUUUACCAUCGGCUGUGCCAAGGGGUCAGGACUGCUAUUGAAGCUGUGUCGAGUGGGAACGUCAAGUGUGGAGUCUACGGUGCCAGGCAAAUAUUGAGCACUGAUACUAAUGGGCCUUACACACAUAUAGUAGAAGUGUAAGGAUUGUCUCAUUAAAGGUCUCAUUAAUUCUGUUUUCAAUUUUUUUUUUUCAUGGGAAUAUAUUCUUGAUGUUCCAGUUAGUUAACAUUCUAUUAUCAGUGAAUAACAUUCCUUUAGAUACAUACAUGGUUGUGAGAAACUUGUUUUUUAUUAUAAAAGUAUGAUAAGAAAGUGUUUUGACUUUAUUAUAUGAAUCUUACAAUCUCAGGUGCUUUUUCAUAUAUAAAAAUGUUAUUUGAAGGUGAUAUUUUUUUCAAAAUGUUGCUAGUCCAAAAAAUGCAUUUAAAAGAGAAUUUUUUUUCAUGAUCACUAGUCUCUAUAUGGUACAGUGUCUUAGUCAUCAGGUUAAUGUCUAGUUAAUGAUAUGUAUUUUAUAAUUACAUUGUCUUGAUCUGGAAAAUGAAAAGGCAGGUAAGCAUUUAUUAGAUCUCAGAUCUAUGCUAUAUGAAUAAAAAAGCAAAGCAUUUGUGCUGUCUAUUGUAUUUUAAUGAUGUUAGAAUAUUAUAUGAUAUAUAAAUGAUAUCAAACACCACUGUGUCUUCUAAUUAUUAAUAAAUAAGAAAUUAUGA